AUGAUUGAAGACCAGCAUCUCUGUAAUGAAUCAGCAGGGCUGCAUGGACAGACUGUGACCUCUUAUGCAUUAAAUGUUUUUGUUGUUACUUUGUCACUUCUGAUAAUAUGUGGGAAUCUUCUUGUAAUCAUCUCUGUCAUUUACUUCAAGCAGCUCCACACUCCAACAAACUACCUCAUCCUCUCUCUGGCUGUGGCUGACCUGCUAGUUGGGGCUUUAGUUUUGCCUUUUACCACAAUGUUAUCUAUGAGGUCAUGCUGGUAUCCAAGUUAUUUACUCUGUAAAAUGCGAGGACUGUUUGAUAUAUUACUGUGUGUAUCAUCAAUUUUGACUUUGUGCUGCAUAUCAAUUGACAGAUAUUAUGCAGUGUGUCAUCCUCUAACUUAUUCAAGUAAGAUGAAUGUUCAUGUUACGCUGGCUAUGAUCCUGGUGAGCUGGACUCUUUCAGCUCUGCUUGCUAUAAGCAUCACAGGACGUGGGAUAAGUCAAAACAAUCUCAGCCGGAGGUGUGAUAUAUUUACAGCUACAAACAAAUUUAGUCCAGAAACAAUUUUUGAAUUUUACAUUCCAGCAAUUAUAAUUUUAACAAUCUAUCUUAAAAUUUUGGUGGUGGCAAAGAGGCAGGCAAGGCGCAUCCAGAACACUAUGAAGUCUGAAGCAGCUCUCAGCAAGAUGGAGAAAAAGGCCAACAUAACUCUGGCUAUAGUUCUGGGAGUCUUCCUCAUGUGUUGGACUCCUUUCUUUUUAUCUAUAGGUUUAUACAGCUUGGGAAAAUUCACAGUACCAAUUGUAACAAUUAAAGCUUUUAAAUGGCUUGGAUGGUCUAAUUCUAUGUUAAAUCCAUUGGUUUAUGCUUUCUUCUACAGGUGGUUUAGACGGGCUUUUAAAAUGAUUAUUUCGGGUAAAAUAUUUCAAGGAGAUUUUACCAGUAUGAAGUUGUUGUGA
Messenger RNA from Girardinichthys multiradiatus, 945 nucleotides. Its product is annotated as trace amine-associated receptor 1-like. The transcript has a single exon. The record is from RefSeq and is a predicted model, not a curated record. Gene Ontology annotation, molecular function: G protein-coupled receptor activity. Gene Ontology annotation, biological process: adenylate cyclase-activating adrenergic receptor signaling pathway. The coding region runs from base 1 to 945 and encodes 314 amino acids. Lineage: Eukaryota; Metazoa; Chordata; Actinopteri; Cyprinodontiformes; Goodeidae. Gene Ontology annotation, cellular component: membrane.